Prinia subflava (tawny-flanked prinia) is the source of this 9725-nucleotide messenger RNA. It is a transcript of the gene FAM219A, whose product is annotated as family with sequence similarity 219 member A. NCBI's taxonomy places the organism in Eukaryota, Metazoa, Chordata, Aves, Passeriformes, Cisticolidae. The coding region runs from base 198 to 752 and encodes 184 amino acids. The record is from RefSeq and is a predicted model, not a curated record. The transcript has 6 exons.
ACUGGGGCGGGGCGGCGGCCGGACCCGGAAGCGGCGCGGCUGAGUCACGGCGGCGGCGGCGAUGAGGCAGCCGCAGCCGCGGGCGGUGUCGUUGUCAUUGUCGCUGUCGCUGUCCCCUCUCGACGCCUGAGGAGCCGCCCGCGCCCGCCCGCCCCGCUCCUCGCUCUCCGCCCGCCGCGUUGGGCGCCGCCGCCAAGAUGAUGGAGGAGAUAGACCGGUUCCAGGUGCCCGCCGUGCGCGCCGAGAUGCAGCCGCUGGAUCCAACAGCUGCAGCUAUUUCGGACAGAGAUUGUGAUACGAGAGAGGGAGAGACUGUAGCCAUGAACUAUAAGCCAUCCCCACUUCAAGUGAAAUUAGAGAAGCAGAGGGAGCUGGCUCGGAAGGGCUCCCUGAAGAACGGCAACAUGGGAAGCCCAGUUAAUCAGCAGCCCAAGAAGAACAACGUGAUGGCACGAACAAGGCUCGUCGUUCCCAAUAAGGGCUACUCGUCGCUAGACCAGAGUCCAGAUGAAAAGCCCCUGGUAGCCCUGGAUACAGACAGUGAUGAUGACUUUGAUAUGUCCAGAUAUUCCUCCUCGGGAUACUCAUCAGCUGAGAUCAACCAAGACUUGAACAUCCAGCUGCUAAAGGAUGGGUACCGAUUAGAUGAGAUCCCAGAUGACGAGGACCUCGACCUAAUCCCCCCUAAAUCGGUCAACCCUACCUGCAUGUGUUGCCAAGCCACCUCCUCCACCGCCUGUCACAUCCAGUAGUGAGGCCGGCAGGCUGUGAUCAGUGCUUUCCACUAUAACUGUAAAACUUAACAGCCAUUGCUUCCUCCUAUGGUAGGACGUGCACCUCUUUGUGUUCAUGGAGCCAGGAGAAACCAAAAAAUUCAUUUUAUGAUUGGUUGAUAACUUAUUUUAAACUAUGGUAAAACAAAAGAGAAGUUGCUGAAAGUGCCAGGCAGUGCCUGGCAGAACUGACUGGUCUGGAGAGCGAAUGCAGAGGGGUCCAGAGAUACCUCCUUGGUUUGUUUAGGCACUGGGGAUAUUUUGUAAAGUGUCUUUUUCCAGAAUGGGAGAGGUCAGAUGGGACGUCAGGUAAUCCUGCCCACUGAAACCAAUCCAUUUGCAAGAUUAGAGCAAGUUGGAGGUAUCAAAGCGUUUUACCAAUGAGAGGAAGUCAGUUCUUAAUUCAUUCACUAAACCUGUUUCAUUUGCAUAACCAAAAUUAUAUUAUAACUGGGGCACAGGAAUGGGGACGGACCAGGGCAUCCUUUCUUAUGGCAAGGCUAGCCAGGACUAGCAUGACACAAUUCAUUCACUUGCAAAAGGGACAAGUAGGUGACAUUUCACUGUGAGUCUGUACCAGCUACAGCUGUUGUGUCACAUAGCCAAUGCAAUCUACCCUUAGCGCCACAUUAAAUUACCACCAAACACAUCAGAUUUGAUCUGCAAUCCACUCAUGCACCUCAAGGAUUUGCUCAUUGCCCAGGAAUACCAACCAUACCUGUGACUUCAGUUCAGUCACGUAUUCUGACUUCAGCCCUUAUUUAAUACCUGUGCAACCCUUCUCUUUCCAAAAAAUCUUAAACUUUGUUCAACUCAGAAGAAAUGAAUCCUACAUGAGUCAGGACUAGAGAUGUACAGCCUGAACGACAGUGCAGGAAAAGCUAGUUGAAGAAAGCACAUUUUACCAGUGCUUGACUCUUGAUAUUCUCUUGCCACUGUGUCACUGGGUGCCUGUGGGAGAGACUUGUUAAUGCUGAAGUCAUCAGUGUGGUGGGGUCAGACUUGAGAGGAAUUUUCAGCAACAACAGAAUAAUGAACAGCUUUAGCUGAAAGAUGCCCAUGAGAGGAAAGUACUGUUCACUCCCUGUCUGCCGACUAGUGAGCCAGACAUGGUCCUAGGUCAGGAGCAGUUGUGUUUUAUUUGGUGCUAGAAAAGUUAGGAAACCUGUUACAUUAGGUUGCUGGCCUGAGCUCCCAGUUCACCAGCAGAUUGUUUUGAAUGCAGAAUCACUUCUGAAAUUAGGAAACAUGUUCUCUCACUGGCUUCAGCAUAUACAAGGGAUGGGCUGGCAUUUUUCUUGGUGUUCAAAUCUUUUGCCACAGGCACAAUUCAUGUGUUUUCCUGGCCUUUCAGGAGGAAAGACCACCUGCCUGGAGUUAUCACCUGCUUUGUAGACUGGGAAAGGAAAAAACUGAGGGCAGUUCUGAGCUUCCCAUCAGAAUUCCUGAGUCACAGAGGACUGAGUCACUGAGCUGCACUGCAACAGACAGAUACUCCAUCUGAAGGGAGCUGAGUCUUUAAGAAGUCCUAUUCAUAAUUAGCAGAUUUUUUUUUAGCAUCCUGUGCGGUGCAAAGCUUGAUGCUAGCCACAGAGUGAGUGAAGGAGCAGGCACACGAGAUUCCUGGGCUUAUUUACUAGGUGGUAUGGACAACUUUUAAAGCUGUGCUUGUCCCCUCUGCCUAAAACAACAUGCUGCCACCCUGCUCUGGGCCAGAGAAAAAGGACUUGAAUGGUGCUGUUUACUGAGCAUCCCUGCCUCUUCAUGCAGAAAUGAUGGUUAACUUGCCAACUCCUGUAGGGAUAGUGUUCCUCAAGUGAAUUCAUCUCCUUUUCUCACCACCUGGUAGUGCUGAGGGGAAUAUUUCCAAAAUACAACUCAGAUUGAGGUUAUCAAGUUGUCUGGAGGUAGGGGAAGCAGUAGAGUAGAGAGAAAGAUAAAAGGGAAAAAUAUUCCUUAAGGAGUCUUUUUUCAUGAGGAAUGUAGUCAAAACCUAAUAGAAAUACCGUGGUCAAACCAAAUCCUAUAGGACAUGACCAAGGCUCUUUAAAUCUCCACUCUUCUGGGGAGGGACUUUGCAGUUCAGCACAGGUAUCAUGGAAUGUCUUCAUCACAUUUAUCCUCCUGGGUUAGUCUCUGUGCCUUCCAGCUGGUCUGCACAUGCUCAGCCUUUCCCACAGCCCUUGCUCAGGAGCCCAGAGCGUUUUGGACUGCCUGCUAGAGCAACAAGUCAUCUCUUCACCUGGGCCAGCCACUGGGGGCUGCACAUCCCACAGGUCUCCAUCAUGCUGCCGUCAUAGAAUUAUGCUGUCAUCUAGGUUCAAAAACACCCUUCAGACCACUGAGUCCAGCUAUAACCAAGCACUGCCCUGUUCAGUCUAGGAUAGAAUGAGGCUUGCUGUCACUGUUACCUCUCAGGGUUAACACCUUUCUUCUGAGGGACAGACUUCCACUUAGUGGACUUGGCAGUGCUGGAUUAACAGCUGGAUUCUAUGAUCUUAAAGGUCUUUUCCAAUCUGAGUAAUUCUAUGACACCAUGCCCAUGGCACCAUGACCCAGUCAUUUUAUUGCCCCUGGUGCUGGUUUUUGCUUGCCAUGUGCCCUGAGACAUUCCCCAACCCUGCAACUGCCUUCAGCUCUUUGCAUUUUGUGAUGUACAUCUGCUUGUAGCACAACCCUUUAGGGAGGGAGAGAGAUUAAUUCAGAUGUUCCACCUGGUGCUUCCUCCAAAUACAGACUGAAGCACAACUCAUGUUUUUGCCUGUGCACAGAAGGAGUUGGUUGCAGAAAUAGUUGGUUUGGCAUGACAGUACAGGACCAUAAAAUGGCAAUUUUUUGGCUUCUCCUCUCUAUGCUUUGUGUUCAUAUAUUUUAUUAGGAGAAUAAUGUAGAAAGGGUGGGAAAAAGUAGUUACCUGUGUAGGGUCAUUAUCAGAAAGGCUGAGUGGCUUAAGGCAAUGCACAUGUGGCUGUUAUAGAAAACUCAACACUAACUCUUCUGAACUGCAGCCCCUUCAGCAGAUUAUGACCAUGCAGCAUGUUUGUUGGCUCAUUAUGGAAUAUUGAGGACUGCCCAUUGGUAUGUAUCAACCUCAGAUGAGGCUGGUUGCCCCUGUCUGGUCUCAUGUUCAGACAUUUGCUUAAGGUAGCAGGUUUUCUGUAUGCCCUCAGAGUCACAGAAUGUGUAAGGCUGGAAGGAGCCACAGUAGGAUCAUCUGAUCCAGCCUCUCUGCUCAAGCAACCCUUGUUGGAGGUUAUGCUGUGGUGAUUUCCUGAGAAGAUGUGGAGAUGGAUGGCUAUCCUGGGACUGCUCUCCUUGUACCAGUCUCUGCCACCAUGGCCAGAAGAAGAAGGCAAGAGCACAGACUCUGACUCUAUGUGACAGCAUUUCUACAAAAUCUACAGAGCUGCUAGGUGAUCUCUUAAAUGCAGAUGGCAUGCAAGAAAAAAAUUGUUCCUUCCUCCAGUCUUUGCACCAAACAAGGUGGCCCUCUCAGGCCACAUUUUCAAUCCAAAGUUGUACAGAAAACCAAGGGGAGGAAUACCAUGGAGUAUGAAAUGCUGCAUCACUGUCUACCUACAUUACCAUGCAAACAGGAUGUAAGGAUAUUGAUGCUGGUGCCUCCACAAAGGAAUUUGCAUUUGAUGCCUCCUAAAGCCAGACUGAGUUUUUGUUAGGAUUUUAUGUAAUGUCAGUCACCAAAUAAUGUGAGUUUCAGCAGAUCCUUUUCUUUUAUCAGAUGUUAAUCUGCUAAAAUAUCAGCUAGUAUCCUUUAAUGUGAGCUGAAUUUGAACUCCACUGUCUCAGCACUCUAUUCUGUCUCUCUUGUCUGCAAACUCCACAUUUCCAGGUGUCUCUGGGAGGAGGAACAUCCUCCUAGUCUUGAGGAAGGUCUGUAGAUAGCAUGGUCAUGUCUGCUUUUCUGGUGUUUGUAAAUAAACUUUGGCUGAAAGGAGGCUGAUGCCCAUCCUGAAAGCUCAUUUGAUAUCUUACCAGACACAUCUUGAAGUCAACCCUUGAAAGAGCCACUGGGUAAUAUCUAACAUUGCCACAUGUCUGUCCCUGGCAUGUGUGCUUGGCCAUUGGAUCUGCUGUGCUCUUCUGGCUGUCCUGCCUGCAGAUGCCUUGCAACUGCAAAAGCAGGUGACCAUUCCUGCUGCAAGGACUUUGAAAGGGACUUCAGCACAGCUUCCCCACAGACAAGAUGGACUCAGCUCCUUCUGUUUGUUUCACCGGCUCUUGUCCCAAAGGGAGGCACCCACUGUGUUCAGUGGUUCACUGGCUGACACACAGGUCUGCAAUCCUGAGCAGAAUCCUAUCUUUUCCAUGCACAGUCUGAUCCUGGGCUGGCCUGCAGGCUGUACAGGAGAAUGCAGGAAGCUUGAAAAAUGCAGUGCCCUGUGUGUGACUCAACAGAAACAUGAAGAUGCUUUUGAAGAAAGGAAAGACCCAGCUGGGCAACAAACGGAAAACAGGAAAAGGAAAACAGGCAAUAACUAGAAAGAUUGCCAAGUGCUGUCUUGGCCCAGGGCAGAUCCCAAUUGCCCAAGUUGAUCUGUCUCAGUGCAGUGCUGAUGGCCAGCAGGGAGUAAAGCUUGCUUUCAGGCGAAACACCCUGUCCCUGAGCUGGCACUGCAGCCAAAUACAGCCCUGGUGGAUCUCCUGGUCAGUUAGAGCACAAAAGUGAGAUCUGGGCUCCUUGCUGCUAUUGGUAUUUGCUCUAACCUCAGGCAAAUCACAUCCCUUCUUGAUGUCCAUUCCCUUCUGGAGCACAUGGGAGAAAUCUGCCUUCCCAAAGUGCUACCACCAUCUUGCAUGGAUACUGCCAAGUGUGUGAGGCACUAUUCAUAGGACAGCUCUGCAAGCAGGACAUAAAUACCAUACUAUAGAAAUUGAAUUGCUAUUUUCAAAGUACUACUCUGCUUUCUCUCUGUUUACCAUCUUCUGAUAUUCCUCACACAUGCCAGAAGGUAGCAGGGUGGAGGUUAGUACAGAAGUUAAACAUCUUUGGAGAAAGAUGUUUGUCAAUGAUAUGUUAUCCUGUUACUUGGCAGCUGACUCUUGCACAACUGGCUUCUGAGUUUGCCUGCUCCCAGAGGGAACAUGUACAAAGAUCUGGUGGCCCAACAGCACCAUCCACUGAAAGCAGAAUUAAGGAAUUUAGGUGUGCAGCUUGGGAUGGCAAGUAGUGAUGAAGGGGAAUGGAGAAUUGAAAGGCUCAUAUUUGGGAUAUUCCCAUGACAGUUUCAUGCUCUUGCUUUUAGCAACCAUAUAAUCAUCUUACCCUUUAGACCUGUAGUUCUGCCUGGGCUCCUCCUUUGCUUUUCCAUUCUCACUUAAAAUCCACCUGGGGUAUUGCCACUCUUACCUAGAAUGCUAUAGGCUUUAGCAUCUGACUGCUGCUUGGCUCAGCAAGCUUGGGCUGCAUGUUCAAAAGCAACAUCUGCAUAGAGGAGCAGUGCCACAGGGCUAGCUGGGAAGGCAUGGAAACAUCUUCCUUUUAAGCCUCCUUUUCACCUCUAGGCAUACUUGUCUCUUCCUUUCAAGGCUCAGCUGUGAGAGGGAUUGCUCCAAACUACAUUCAUCAGACAAACCCACCUUUGUUACAGAACCACACAAGACCUGAAGCAGAAGGGCCAGGAAUUUAGUGUAAAGGGUGAUUUUGUGGCCUGGGAUUAUCUAGAGGAUGUCUGUGGAGGUUUCUCAUAGGAGUUGUGGUCCAUAUUUUAACUUCCUGUAUUAUGCAGCUGAGCUGCCGCAUUGCUUCCCAAAAAUUUCAGCUACAACCCUUCCUUUACCGUACUUGACAUUGCUGGUAGUCCCAGGAUGACAGCAGCUGAAUGCUGCCUGUCUGAGCGCAUCUGUAACAGCUUGCUGGGGAGGCAGAGCUGGGACUGACUCAGGUCACACAGAGCAUAGCCCCAUGGCGCACACAGGCAUGCAGCAAACUGUGUCACAAAGCAGCACAGACACCGGCAGGACAGGUUGCACUUUCCCUGGUGACUGUGGAGAGCAGCUUUUCCCAUUGCUGUAAAGACCCAUUUGCUACUGGUGGUGACUUUGAGCCUUUUGCUUUCUCUAAAAAGCUAAUCCAACAAAGGAUGGAUUUGCUCCUGGAAGGUGCCCACCUCACUGACAGUGCUUGGCCUGUGGAGGUACUUCCUUAAUAACAAAUGGUGAUACAGGUGGUGGGACUGUAUCAAGGAGUGGAAGGUACAAAAUAAACCUCAUUAAAAUGUGGCCGUCUCAGACUGUCACUGUAAAGCAGUGCAGUGGGCACCAGGAAAAGAAAAGGACACUGAAAGGCCAUGCUAAGUCCCAUAGCUGCAGAGAUAAUUACCCUCCCAGAGCAGCAUUUCUCCCCUAGCUGCCCAUGCAGCUGUUCCAGGUGAGCUCCCUUGAGAAGCACUGCUCUUCACCCAGGCUGCCUUUUUGUUUUUGCAACCUAAAAAAGCUGCAACUCCAUUUGGUACCCACCUUUCUCAAGACGGCAUGAUCUGGGAGACACAAUUUGUUGAGAGAUACAGUACACAUGGAAAGAGCUGAAAAACGUGGGCAAGCACUCUUCAUGACAGACCUUCAUAUCCAUCCCCCAGUUCACAGAUUUAUUUGUUAAGUUUCUUUGCAUGGAGAAGCUGUGUUCAACUUGUGGCUGCCUCUGUCCUAAGACAAACCCCAAGCAAAAGUCAGGCCAGCUGUAGGUCAGUGAACAUGAUGGGAUGAGAAUCAGACAGGGUAGGGUUUCUCUUCACCCACAUGAAGGCUAUGGGGCUGAGGAUUCACCAAGUUCAUGCAAAACCUGGUGAGAUCCAGCCCACCAAGCCGGAUGCCUUCACCCUCCUGGCCUCAGUGCUGUGGGUCCAGGUCUGCAGACCAGGUCCCAGACCUGCCAGCCCAUAUGCUUCUGGUGUGGGCUGGAGUCCUGCAGCAGAGGCUUUAGAGGGCAGCCUGUUGGCUCUGCUCUUGCUGCACUGGGGCAGGGUGUUGUGAGACACUGGUGGGGCUGUAGUUCUGCUAGAAGAAAGACUCUGGUGGAGGAUGAAGUCUUCGCAGGGGAGACAAUUCAGAAAGUUGGGGGUUUCCCCUCCCCUUUUUGCACUUUUUAAACCCUUUUUACUCCUUCCGCAGAGGUUGUUGAACCUUCAGUUUAAUAAGGGAGAUGAGCUGCCAUUAAAUAGGUUUCUGAAAGGUCUGAAAGCAGGUGCUGGCUGGCGUGCAGAGCUGGUCUGUUCCUGAUGCGAUUUCCAGACCUUAUUGUCCAACCUGUAGCAGAGACACCCCAUGAGCUGGGCGAGGACUGGGGUGGGAGGGUCAGCACCGGCCAUCAUGCCAAACAGCCAUGGCUUCCCAAACUGAAGAAGAGUCAGACCAGGAAAUGGGGGAAGGAGCAACCACAGUAGAAAGAUAGCUAGUUGAAACAAGUAAUCUUCGGUAUCUGUGUCUAGUGAUUAGUCCUAGAAUUGCAAGCCUUGUUAUAUUGCACACACGUCCUCCUUCCACUCCCCUUUUCUCAAAGCAGCCAUCGCCUUUCUUCCCCCUGCCCCAUGCACUAGUGAUGAGCAUCAGAGGCAGUUGCACCAAAGUGAUUCUCAGCCCAGUUCUGCAUCCCACUUUCCCACCUGAACCCAAGGCAACCCGGACAGUAGUUGGCCUUCACGAGUCUAGUAAUUCCAGUUCGGUUUCUUUCCUUGUGUUUCAUGGUUUCCUUCCCAUGCACUCUAGCAGGGCAGUAUAGGAGGCUCUGACCAUGUCCCAGGAAGUUUCAUUGCCCCCCUUGCAGACAUGCACCUUACUGGGAAUGUACUGGGUCGAUGCUGGUGAGAUCUGGCACUGCCAAUCUUGAAUGGGUGGCAGCUGAUGGGGAUCCACCCAAGGAAGUUGGCAGAAAAUGGCUACUGUCCCUUUUCUUUUCUUUUUUGAGGGAGAGAGGGAAUUUUUUUGGCAUUAAAAUUAUUGUCCAUCUUUCAGUGGCCAAGUUCUGGGCUGCAUUAAUAAUUGGGGUUCAUUGACUGUCCAGGCAGGUGUGGAGCUCUGCACCAACCUUAAUAGCAAAUGUCAUGGCUGUAGCCAGAGCCUAUGUACAGGAUGGGUUUCUUCCAUGCUGGAAAAGUACUUUCAGCAGGCUCCAGAUGGACACUUCUGGCAGACAGAGAAACAGCACUCCUCCAAGUCCAGAUCAAAUCUGCAGUUCCAUUUUGUGUCCUCAGCAUGGAAAAAAUCAGCCUAAGCAAAUGCCUUCCAGAUCUCCAUUCCCCGUGUGGUGCCUGGUGCCCCAGGGGAAGGAGUGGUGGGAAGCAUUUCGGGAUCACCAAAAGCAAGAUCCUUUCUGGAUUUAUUUAAUGGAAAUACAUUUCAGGACAGGAGACCUCCCGACCUUUGUGUUAACCACAAGAGCAGGAGAUGAAUUUCUGGCUGUCCUUGCAUAUAGUGAAAUAUAGCUGAAACAGCCAAAUGCAACUAGAGUUAACUGUAGGGUUUGACCUGAAUAACCUUUUGAUUAGGAAGAUAAAUUUGUUGUAGCUUGACCUUAGUCCUUGUUAGGAACCUGCUAAUCAUUUGACAUGCAGAGUGUAUUAAUGCUGCACUUAACUUGGCCAUUGUUUUUUUAUCUGGUUUUGGGAGUUUUUUCGCUCCUGAAGCAUCAAUUUGCAUCUUGUAUGGGUUUUCUUUUGUUUCUUUUUCUCCCAUUAAGAUCAUGUAGCACACUGUUGUACUUUUGUUCCUGUCUGUGUAGAGUAUUGCCUUAAACAGAUCAGUUGUGUUAUGGUUUGUUUUGGGUUUUCUCUUUUCAGUUUUAUGCAUUAAUUUAUUUUAAAAUGUGGGGGUUUUUUUCAAAAACAUGAAAAACGUGUAUAAUAUUUUUUUUAACAUUUCCAUUGCAGUAUUUAUCAUUGUUACUGGUUGUGUGUAGUGUAACGGAAUUAAUGAUAUUAAAAAGCAUACAUAUGAAAA